Rhea pennata is the source of this 8597-nucleotide messenger RNA. RefSeq names its product PR/SET domain 2 (gene PRDM2). The coding region runs from base 151 to 5241 and encodes 1696 amino acids. Gene Ontology annotation, cellular component: nucleus. Gene Ontology annotation, molecular function: DNA-binding transcription factor activity, RNA polymerase II-specific; histone methyltransferase activity; protein binding. Lineage: Eukaryota; Metazoa; Chordata; Aves; Rheiformes; Rheidae. The transcript is spliced from 10 exons. Gene Ontology annotation, biological process: regulation of transcription by RNA polymerase II. The record is from RefSeq and is a predicted model, not a curated record.
GCUGGAGACAAAAUGGCGUCCGGAGGGUGCCGGAGCCUGAGGCCGCUCGGCGCCGUGUAGAGCCGGGCCGCGGGCGGCGGCGCAGGGCUCAUGUAAUCAAAGGAGUUUCUUUGUUGUGUGUAUCUUUUCAGAACACAACAGGAAUUCAAAAUGAACCAGAAUACAGCUGAAUCUAUUAGUACUGUGGAGACCUUAGCUGAUGUACCUGAGCAUGUGCUUCGAGGGCUUCCUGAGGAUGUGAAGCUCUUCCCAUCUGCUGUUGACAAGACAAGGCUUGGUGUCUGGGCAACCAAAUCAAUUUUAAAAGGCAAGAAGUUUGGUCCAUUUGUUGGUGACAAGAAAAAAAGAUCUCAAGUUAAAAGUAAUGUGUACAUGUGGGAGGUAUAUUACCCAAACCUGGGAUGGAUGUGUGUCGAUGCAACUGAUCCCGAAAAAGGGAACUGGCUACGGUAUAUAAACUGGGCUCGUUCAGGGAAGGAGCAAAAUCUAUUUCCUCUGGAGAUCAACAGGACCAUUUACUACAAAAGCUUAAAGCCAAUCGCGCCGGGCGAGGAGCUGUUGGUGUGGUACAAUGGGGAGGACGACCCGGAGAUAGCCGCCGCUAUUGAGGAAGAGCGAGCCGCCAGCGCCCGCAGCCGCCGGCACUCCCCGAAAGCCAAGAAAGGAAAGAAAAAGACUCAGGAGGGUAAAAACAAGGGAAAGAAGGCAACGGAUACAAAGCAGAAAAAGACUGAUUUGGAUUCGACUUCUGCAGAUAUGAGGGAUUCUAAAGAGGGUCAUAAGGAGGAAGAUGAAAAACCUUCUGUUUCUGCUGUGCUGUCCCUGGAACAAACGGCUGUGAUUCAGGAAAUGGUAAAUCAAGAUGUACUUCCAAAGCUAAUGAUCCCCAGUCCCACCAGUGAGUCACAAUUGGUAACUGAAGACACCCAAGGAACAACAAUAAGCUGUGGAUCGGAUGAUUUGGAGGAUGAUGAAGAGGAAGAUGAUGAGGAGGAGGAAGAUGAGGAGGAGAUGGAAGAUGCCAGUACACCUAAAGAGAAUGCAGAAAUGCCUUUGAUAUGUGAAGAAAAGUUAGACUCUAUGGAAGAGCAAAAGAGUAUGUCAGAAGAAUCUCCAGAAAGCUCUCCAAAGAAAAAACUUGUUGUGAAAAUUCCAAAAGCAAAAGAUGAAUCAAAUGGUGAUGUCCAGGAAACGUUUAUGUUUCCUUGUCAACAUUGUGAGAGGAAAUUCACAACAAAGCAAGGACUUGAACGCCACAUGCACAUCCAUAUAUCAACUGUUAACCAUGCUUUCAAAUGUCGAUAUUGUGGGAAAGCUUUUGGUACACAAAUCAACAGGCGAAGACAUGAACGGCGUCAUGAGGCAGGGCUGAAAAGGAAACCAUUUUUAACACUAACGUCAUCACAACACCUGGAUAAUGUUGGUGAUAACCAAGUAAUUGUGGAUGAUGGUCUUAAAGAUGACUUGAACAUUUCCAGUCUUGUGCAAGAUUCUGUAGCCUUGGAUUCUGAGAAAGUCUCCCAAGAAAUUUCCAAUGCUGCUUUUGCUGAAGAGAAUAAGGAACCCAAAGAAUUACAUCCAUGCAAAUACUGCAAAAAGGUUUUUGGAACUCAUACCAAUAUGCGGAGGCAUCAACGUAGGGUUCAUGAGCGUCAUCUUAUUCCCAAAGGUGUCCGAAGAAAAGGAUUCUUUCCUGAAGAGCCACAACUUCAAACUGAGCAGGCCCCACCAGUCCAGAGUGUGUACAUAGCAAGCACAGAAAUAGAGGAGGAAGGUGAAGUGGAUGAUGUUUAUAUUAUGGAUAUUUCCAGCAAUAUCUCUGAAAACUUAAAUUAUUACAUUGAUGGUAAAAUUCAGUCCAAUAGCAGCACUAGUAAUUGUGAUGUGAUUCAGAUGGAGUCUAACUCUGCAGACUUGUAUGGGCUAAAUUGUAUAAUCAGUCCUGUCACAGUGGAAAUUUCCCAAAACUUAAAGGUUACGCAGACACAUGGGAAUGAACCUCCUAAGGAGCCCUCCAGCAGUGGGAGCAGUGAAUCCAAAAAGAGGAGAACAGCUAGCCCUCCUCUUGUACCAAAAAUAAAAACUGAAAUAGACGCGGAACCUAUAACUCCUACUAGUUCUUUAAAUCUGCCUCUUAGCAUUUCAACAGAGAACUUAACUUUUCAUAAAGAAAAAAAUAUUUAUUUGUCAUCAAAAUUAAAACAACUUCUUCAGACACAGGAUACUAAGAAGAUAACCCCAUCAAGUGAAAUCCCUAAACUAGGACCUUCUGUUACAUCACCGCCUAUUUUGCCUCCAGUAUCUAGCAGAUUCAAAAGAAGGACCAGCUCUCCUCCCAGCUCUCCACAGCAUAGUCCAGUGCUUCGAGACUUUGUUAAAUCAGGUGAGGGAAAAACUAUGUGGAAUGAUAGUGUUCGGAGUUCAAAAAUGCCAAAGUUAGAAAGCCACAGCAAUUCACCUGUGUGGAGCUUGGCUGGAAGGGAAGAAAGAGAAACUAUGAGUCCUCUUUGCUUUGAAGACUAUAAAAUAUCUAAAGACUGGACAGCAGCUCCAACUUUUGGCAAUGUGUGCAACCAGCAGCCACUGGAUUUAUCUAGUGGUGUAAAACAAAGAUCCGAUGUCAAAAAUAAGAAUCAGGUUCCCUGGGAAUCUGUAUUAGAUUUAAGUGUGCACAAGAAGCCUUGCAGUGAUGCUGAGAUUAGGGAAUGUAAAGAAAAUAAUUCCAUACAGCCAACCUGUAGUGGUGUUAAGAAGAAGAAACCAACCACUUGCAUGUUACAAAAGGUUCUGCUGAAUGAGUAUAACGGAAUGGAUGCAGCUAUGGACAGUGCCUCCUGUGCAAACAGAAGCCCAAGCCCAAGUAAAUCAUUGGAACCUCAGGCAGAACCUGACACAGAUCCCAGUUUAUUUGCAUCUUCUGUUGACACUGAAACCCUUAGUUCCUCUGUUUCCCCUGUGCCACAGACAUCUGUACCUUCAAUGUGCCAGCUGCCUCCUUUGUUGACACCAACAAACCCUCCUUCCCCCCCACCCUGCCCACCUGUGUUAACCGUUGCUACAUCACCUCCUCCCCUUCUUCCCACGAUACCAUUAACAAUUCCGGAUGUCUCUGCCAGUGCCACUAACACGUCAUCUUGCCCAUCACCACUCUCUAACACUACUGCCCAGUCCCCACUACCCGUUCUUUCACCUACAGUUUCUCCUUCUCCGUCUCCUGUUCCUUCUGUUGAACCUGCUGCCUCACCUGGUCCUCCUACUCUCUCCUCUUCCUCCUCUUCCUCCUCCUCUUCCUCCUUCUCUUCAUCAUCAUCAUCAUCAUCUCCAUCUCCACCUCCUCUUUCAGUGGUUUCUUCUGUUGUUUCCUCUACUGAUAAUCUUGAAAAUAGUUUCCCAAUAAUAAAGCAGGAAGAAAAUGAUAAUGAACAAAAGGCAAGAGAAGAUCCUCAAACUUCAAGUGAAUCAGGAAUAGUUCAGGAAACAUUCAAUAAAAGCUUUGUGUGCAAUGUUUGUGAAUCACCUUUUCUUUCUAUUAAAGACCUAACUAAGCAUUUAUCUGUUCAUGCUGAAGAAUGGCCCUUCAAAUGUGAAUUCUGUGUACAGCUUUUUAGGGAUAAAACAGACUUGUCAGAACAUCGCUUUCUGCUUCAUGGAGUAGGAAAUAUCUUUGUUUGUUCAGUCUGUAAAAAGGAAUUUGCUUUUUUGUGCAAUUUGCAACAGCAUCAGCGAGAUCUCCAUCCAGACAAAGAAUGCACACAUCAUGAGUUUGAAAGUGGGACUUUGAGACCCCAGAAUUUCACUGACCCCAGCAAGGCAAAUGUAGAACACAUGCAGAGCCUCCGAGAAGAUUCUUUAGACCCUUCUAAAGAGGAGGAAGAUGAAGAUCUAAAUGAUUCCUCUGAAGAGCUGUAUACUACUAUAAAAAUAAUGGCUUCUGGGGUAAAAUCUAAAGAUCCAGAUGUUCGUAUGGGUCUCAAUCAACACUAUCCGAGCUUUAAACCACCUCCUUUUCAGUAUCACCAUCGUAAUCCUAUGGGUAUUGGAGUUACUGCAACUAAUUUCACUACCCACAAUAUCCCACAGACCUUUACGACUGCCAUUCGUUGCACAAAAUGUGGAAAAAGUGUGGAUAACAUGCCUGAGUUACACAAACACAUACUGGCAUGUGCGUCUGCCAGUGAUAAAAAGAGAUACACACCCAAAAAAAAUCCAGUACCACUGAAACAGACAGUGCAGCCUAAAAAUGGCAUGGUGGUUAUUACUGGCCCUGGAAAGAAUGCCUUCAGAAGAAUGGGUCAGCCUAAAAGACUUAAUUUCAAUGUUGAGAUAAGCAAAAUGUCCUCAAAUAAACUAAAAAUAAGUGCAUUGAAAAAGAAAAACCAGCUUGUCCAGAAAGCUAUCUUGCAAAAAAAGAAAUCCGCACAGCAGAAGGCAGAAUUGAAAAAUAAUCCAUCUGAGUCAGACUCUCACAUCUGCCCCUACUGUAGUAGAGAAUUUACUUAUAUUGGAAGUUUGAACAAACAUGCAUCAUAUAGCUGCCCCAAAAAGCCCAUCUCUCCAUCCUCUAAAAAAAAUUCAUCAAAAAAAAUUACCAGUUCUUCAUCGCCUGCAAGCACUGAAAAAGGCAACAACCAGCGUAGGCGAACGGCAGAUGCAGAAAUCAAAAUGCAGAGCAUGCAGGCUCACUUGGGCAAGACAAGAGCACGAACCUCAGGACCUGCACAAAUUCAGCUGCCCUCUGCGUCCUUCAAAUCAAAACAAAAUGUUAAAUUUGUACCUCCAAUUCGAUCUAAAAAGCCAAAUUCAUCUUCAUCGUUAAGGAACUCUAGUCCUGUAAGAGUGUCCAAAAUGACUCAUGUUGAAGGGAAAAAAUCUAAAGUGGUAGCUAAGAAUACUUCUGGAAUCUCAGGCAAAGCAUCCCGGAAAUUGCAUGUCAGAAUACAAAGGAAUAAUAAAGCUGUUUUGCCAAGUAAGUCUGCUGUGGCAAGUAAGAAAAAAGCAGACAGGUUCAGUGUAAAAUCUAGAGAAAGGAUUGGAGGACCUAUUACACGAAGCUUACAGCAGGCGGCUAAUGCAGAGGCAGCAGAAAACAAAAGAGAUGAAAGCAGUACAAAGCAAGAAAUAAAAGAUUUCAGUUACAGGCUCCGCAUGGCCUCUAGAUGUCCCUCCUCCUCUUCGCAUAACACCAGCACCAGGCAAUGCAAGAAAUCCAACUGCACUACAGCCCAUUUCUUCAAGGAAUAGACCCUUCUGCAUGUCAAACCAAAACAGGUACUAGAAACUUUUGACUGGAAAAGGUGAGGUGACGUAAUCCUCAAGCAUUAUCCUCUCCUGCUUUUUCUCAGACGAGGUGAGACCAGUUCCUCAGUAGAUGAAAGGGACAGCGGUUUCUUCUGCUGGGAGCAGUGGCACGCUUCUGUCAUAUUGUCCUUCCUUCCAGAGGGAGAGGGAGAGAGCACAGUGCAGGGCUCCUGCCUUCAAGAGAAUGAUGAACUGUGGAUGCUGGUGAGAGGGUGAUUUCACAGUCCCCUGCGGCGUGAAGUCCAUGCAUCAAGAGCCAGUGGAAUAGCGUGGAGAAGUGUUCAGGCAAUUGCAGGCAGAUUAACCAUGUUCAGAGGGUAAUAGAUUUGGAUGUCUCCCCUCUUUCUAGGAGAACAGAAAGGGGUUUAACAUACUAUGCAAUUAAAUUCUGAAAAGACUGUUACGUCCUUUUAGUUUCUAUUUUACAUGCUAACGGGUAAAGAACUGGGCAUCCCACAAAAAGCCACUGAAGAGAGUGGUAGAUUUUGCUAAAGUUUCCACAUCUCAAAUCUGUGGGUACCCUAGUCUCUUGACGUUGUACCAUUAGCUUUAAAAGGCAUGAUGCCAUUGCUUUUUUUUUUUUUUUUUUUUUGAAAUACCACCUAUUAAGUGAUCUCUGUGAAAUGCACUGAUAGUCCAAUUUCAUAAAAGGACAAGGAUCCACUUCUUGAAAACCCCCAUUACAUUUGUUGCCAGUCUGGUACUCUUGUUGUGGUCAGGAUUUAAUUACUUUGUAAGAGUAUCAGUAUGCACAUCGCUGUGCAGUAUCAAGCAGCGCUUUCCCCUGAAUGUGGAGCUUUGUGUUUGUGGCCCUCAGUACAAGCAUGCCUAGUUUCCAUGGUCAUGUAGAGAAGGCAUCCAUGGAGAUGGCUGGCAGGCAGUAAAGACAAAUUGCAGAAACACAUAGGAAAGUGCAUGCAAGGAGGUCUCCUAAAUCUUCCUCCAGAAUGGUGACAACCACAUGCAGGUGCAUCAUCUGGCAAGGAUGUUCUCCUCCAGGCAGCCGCAAAUUUCUCCUCUGGCUUGAAGUGUUCCUUCUGUCAGGACAGGAGUUUACAGGAGCCGUACUAAUGUAGCGUCCAAGUAUUUUUCAAUGGGGCCAAGGAGUAGACGGCCCUGCUUCCCCCUCGUUUCAGUCAAGACGUUUCUCUCCUUGUCUUUGCAUCCCACUGGUAUGCACGCACGUUAGUUGCGAAAAAGCAAGUGCCCAGUUGAUACACCUUUCCGCCACUACUCUAUAAAGGUCAAAACAGGAUCAACAGAUCUGCACAUACACGCAUAUAUAUGUUUAUAUAUAACAUUAUUGCGAAUAUAUGCAUAAAAUUGCUGAAAGCAGUGACUUUUUAUGAAAAUCAAAAAUUUCAAAAUUAAUGCAAAAGCUUUAAACAAAAAAUACCUUUUUUUCACCAUAAAAAUGUUUUAGCUACAUGUUGUUUAGCUGGAAAGAAAAGGUCUUGAGAAUCUUCUAAUAUUUAGAUAGAGGCUUUUUGGAUAACCCCUCUUGGAGGUUUUCUAAGUGCAAUUGUGGUAUGGGGGAAGGCUGAGAUGCGGAAACUAGAUGAGCCAUAGAAAAGCUACAUCCCCUCCCAUUUUUGGAAGCGAGGCUUCCAGUUCAGGACUGUGAGACCUCUGAGAUGCAGGCUUUGCGGGGACAGUUUGUACUGUUGCUGGCUGCUCUCUAGCUUUCCUAGAGUCUCUAGGAUUGAUUCCCUUCAGAGUCUUUGCUAGCAAUAAUUUCCUCUUAAAAUAUAUGAUAUACUAAUGCCAAUCCAAGGCUGCAGUUUUUCUCAGCAGCCUAGAGGACUGAGAUUGCUGUUAUUCAUUCAAGCUAAUUGAAAGUGAGUCCCAAAUCUGCUAGGCAGCUUGGUGAAUCUUGCUCAAAUAGCACAGAAAAUAGUUUCUUGGCCUUACGUAUGUCUCAAAGAAGCAAGCCUGCACCUACAGCUCUGUAUCAGUUCUACUGUCUUUAAUUUUGCCUGUUACCUUUCCUUUUUUUUGUAUACAUUUUGUCCUUCUUUUCACCAUCUGGUAUUAGUAUGGUAAACCCUGUUGUUCAGAACAGGAAUUAUCUUCCUGUGUGUCUGGACAGCACCUAGAUCAUUGGAAAAAUGAAUAUACAGUGUCAGUAGGAACCAGCUCCAAUAAACUGUCCUAAAACACCACUUCAGUAUGCCCUGGAUUGUGCGAGUGCAGCUUUGUUAGACGUUUUGACAAGGAUCACCCUUACUAUAUAGUUAAUUCUUCACCGGUUAUUUGAGGAUUGUUGCUGAGGAAGAGCUCUCUUGCCAUACAGCCCCUGUCCUCCUUUAAACGAUCAGUUCUUCGGAGACCCUCUCAACUUCCAGUAAGUUGAAUUAAGUACAAAGUUCCUGGCAUGGAUGCUGCUGAGUUUAGUGCCUUUAAGGCAUACCAAUGAGGUUGUUAUAAUUCACUUUUGUGCAAUUUAUUUUUGCUGCUUUUUUUAGAGUGGUAUUAACCAUAGUAACUGACAAACUCAAGGAGAGAAGUGUGUAAAUUGUUGUGAUAUAUGAACAUUUUUCCCAGAGAAAUUCUGGUUUAUCACAAGAACCUGUAAAUAUGUAUCUACAAUUUUAAAAGCACGUCUUUAUGUCCCUGGUUGUAAAUGCUCUGUUUUUAAAGUUUUAUAAUGUAUGUUAUUCAACCAAGAGAUCACUGCACACAGCUUUAUAUUGUACUGGUCUGUUUGAAGGAUCAAUUACAGUCUAAGCUGUGGUAGAAAAAUAUCCACGCCGCUGACAAGAAAUAACCUAUUAUUGCACCAAACUUUUCAUCAUUUUCCCUUAGCUAACAAAUGCAGAUUUUUUGGGAGGGUGGGGAAAUUAAUUUUUCCUUCAGAAAAAAAGGAUCAAUUCAAAAUGGUGUCAUUUCUCUGUAAUGAUAAGAAUAUUUUCUUCACAGUAAAUUCAGGAAAGUAUGCCAUUUUUUCACAAAGCAGAAUUUCACGGUUUUCCAGCAAAUUUUUUACCUCCCCCGUGCCUGCUGAUGAAACAUGUGAAAUUUUGCCCUUGACUAAUAUGACAAAUUCUUGUGAAAAUUCAAGGAGAGAGUGGGGAAAAAGCUCAGGUUUUGCAUGUAGGAAUUUGCGAGGCUGACACUGGUAGCUCUGCAGUGCUCUCACGACAAUGAUGAUACUGAGAAGUUUAUUAGGAGUAAAUUGUGUGGCGAUGUGGUAUUAAGAGGUUGGUGCUUGGACUCCGAACAUCGCUCGGGAAGACUGGAAGCUCUGUUGUCUGUCUGCCAUGUAAAGAAAAAGAACAACAAUAAAUUAAUGUGACAAA